AUGUUGCACAAUCGGUCAAACUACCACAUUUCGUCCAAUUUAACGAAUAUAUUUGAUAUUUACGGAUUGAGCCAAAUGAUCUCUGAACCAACCAGGAUUACAUCAACAUCACGCACAUUAAUUGACCUUUGUAUAACUAAUUCUCCCGAAAAAAUUGUUAACUCUGAUGUCGUUCAUCUUGGGAUUAGCGAUCACUCACUGGUUUUUAUGACUAUAAAAAUACGUUAUGAACGUAUUGGCACGCACCGUACUAUCGAAACUCGUGAUUACAAAAAAAUUGACAGCGACAAAUUUUUAAAUGACCUUGUUCAACAGCCAUGGGAUUUAAUUAGCUUAGAGCCAAAUCCAACUGCUAUGUGGGAUCAUGGAAAACCCUGUUCAUGGAAAUUGUCGAUAAACAUGCCCCACUGA
Messenger RNA from Porites evermanni, 411 nucleotides. The record is from the annotation of a GenBank genome assembly. Lineage: Eukaryota; Metazoa; Cnidaria; Anthozoa; Scleractinia; Poritidae.